This is a messenger RNA of Lachancea mirantina, 3528 nucleotides long. The record is from the annotation of a GenBank genome assembly. Lineage: Eukaryota; Fungi; Ascomycota; Saccharomycetes; Saccharomycetales; Saccharomycetaceae.
AUGGAGCUUACCAAUGAAAAUUCAAGUGACGUAAAAUCGACAGCUGACGAGAACAGUGAAACCAUUUCUGUCAAUGAUUCUAUAGAUGUUGGUAGGAGUGUGGAGAUUGGAAAGAAUGAAGUUGGGAUGGAUAGUGAUAAUAUGGCCGUCGAUGCGCUGCCUAGCAUUGAAGAACAGAAAGCCUUAAUUUCGAAUUUAAAUGAGAAAAGUUACGAAAUUGCUAAAGAAGGUGAUCCGGUAUUUGUCAUUCCGUCUUCAUGGCAUGAGAAAUUCUGGGAUCCGAAUCUUAAAAGUUUGCAGGACAUGGGUCCAAUCGAUACCCUCUCCAUUUGUAAAGAUUUCAAUAAUGGGAUCCUCGAGGACCACCACUCGAUUGCUUACCAAGCGGUGCCGAAGUCUGUUUUUGAAAAAUUCAUGGAAUGGUAUGGACUAUCGUAUGGCUCGAAACCAAUUGAAACAGUUCUAGUUGCUGAUGAGCAAGGAACUUUGCAUGCUGAAUAUCAACGGAGCUUGUUCAGAGUCUAUUUAUUGACAGAGAAAAAAGACGAAAGGCGGAGGUAUCAAUCAGAAAUGCGACCUUUAUUUUUCACGAAAAGCAAGUUAAAUGUCAUAGAAGAUGUUUAUGAGCGCUGUUUGGAGAUUUUCGCUGCCAAUGAGGCUAGUUUCAAUCCAACCGUUCACGAAAGCAGGGUCUGGUACGUCAAAGAAAAUAGCCAAUCCGUCAAAGAGCAGAUGAAGAUGUCUCAGUAUAGGAUGAGUCUUCUGGAUUUCGCAGAAAUGCCUUUAAAGCGGAGGAUCACUACUGAAAUGUUUAGAAUACGAGUGAAAGAUGUCAAAUUUCAGGUUGUUGAUUUGGUUGUGGAGUAUAAGGUACGCAACAAGACCCAUCACUGGCCAUCCAACUACUUUUUUUACCACCCACUCACCCCUUCCAAAGGUAUCACAGGGCUUUCUAACUUGGGGAACAGCUGCUACAUGAAUUCUGCAAUUCAGUGCUUGGUCCACAUUCCCGAGGUCAAAGAUUACUUCCUGUAUCGAUGUUUCGAAGAAGAACUCAAUCCGCAAAACCCGUUGGGUUACUCGGGACACAUUGCGCAGGCCUUUGGCACCUUGGUUUGCAAGCUUUUUAGUGAGACAAACUCGUUGACUUCAUAUGUUCCUAGGAGCUUUCAAACGGCAAUUGGGCGUUAUAACUCGUUGUUUUCCGGCUAUUUACAGCAAGACUCCCAGGAGUUUUUAGCAUUUUUACUUGACGGUCUACAUGAAGAUUUGAAUAGGAUAAAAGCCAAGCCCUAUGUGGAAAAGCCUGAACUGAAAGCCUCGGAUGAUGUGCACGAUCUAGAUGUGAUCAAGAACCUUGCAGAAAGUACAUGGCAAAAGCACAAGCUGCGCAAUGAUUCAAUCAUCACUGAUCUUUUUGUAGGCAUGUACAAAUCGACGUUAAUCUGUCCCGAGUGCAAGAAGAUCUCAAUAACUUUUGACCCGUACAACGAUUUGACACUGCCACUUCCUGUUGAAAGCCAUUGGACAUCAAAGGUUCUCUUGUUUCCCAAAAAUUCACCUCCGUGUACAUUAGAGGUGCAGCUAUCAAGAACUUCAACAUAUGAGGAUCUUAAACAUUAUAUCGCCAAUUGUGCAAACAUGGAAGCUAAAGAUUUGAUCGGAGUCGACAUUUAUGGUCAUCAAUUUUACAGUAAUUUCGAAACCAGUGAUUCGGGUUCCAAGUUUCUGCCGUUGAGCGAGUUAAUUUCUGAAAGUGACACGUCAGUUUUCUAUGAGGUUCCACGUCAACAAGGCGAAAUAGUUGUUCCUGUUUUGAACUCAAGAAUCGAAAAAGGAUUUACGACGGCAAAGCUCUUCGGAUUUCCCUUCUUCAUAACUCUAAAUCAAGAAGAAGUUUUCUCCUACGGUGCUAUAAGAAGCAAGCUCGAAAAGGCAUAUUGCUACCUAAGCGGAGGUUUUGCUGAAUUUCCUUUGUUGAGCAAGAAUUGUAAAACCUCUGCGGAGGAACUUCCGUUUUUAAAGUUCAAGUAUGCCGGUAUUGACCUUUCUCACUUCGAAAGCGAUAUUUCUUAUUGCGUGCCACAUGAAGACCUUAAUGCUUUCUUCAAUAUUAAAGUUUUAAAUCACAAUACUGAAUCAGUUGCUGGCCAAAAUGGCGAACGAAACGGUUCUCUGCCGAAUUCGGUCUGGACUCCAAGUCCUCGUGCUGAUAUUUCGGCUGCCACUGAGAUUUUUUCGUCCUUGAGCAAUAUUGUCCGUGAUAUCUAUAAUUACAAAGGCUUGAGUGAGUCAGAAGGCGAAGAGCUGAAGGAAUUAGCAUCGUUGGCGCGGAUUGAGGAUGUGUCGAUUUUGUCUCAGCGAAAAGACUCUGAGGAAAAUUCUGAGCCAAUCCACUCUGACAUGGACGUCGAUACUGAUCAAAGUGUUGGUCUCGAAAAUGGAAUUACCUCGAAAAAUAGCAAUAUUUCGGAGGAGGGCAAAAAUGGCCAAAUAUUAGAGUACCCUCGAGAGCAGCUUAUCAAGUCACGUUCUGUCAUAAUUUGUGAAUGGAAUGAAAAUGCUGCGGAGAUUUUCUCUGAUGCCAAUCUGUCCACAUGGGACAGGCCAGCCCUUUUACCGAAUGCAAAGCUGGAAGCUUUCAGAAAUCAACGGGGCGGGAAUGAAAGAAAAGAGAUCAAACUCGAUGAAUGUCUUGGCUUGUUUUCUCAGCCAGAAGUUUUGGGGGCAACUGAUUCUUGGUACUGUCCCAAUUGUAAAGAACACCGCCAGGCUUUAAAAAGAAUUGAGUUAUGGAGUACACCUGAUAUCCUUCUCAUACAUCUAAAGCGCUUUCAGAAUAGAAACUCAUUUAGCGAUAAAAUUAAUGACUUAGUGGAGUUCCCCAUCUCAGGAUUUGAUAUCUCGCCCUUUUUAGCUUCUAAAGAAGUUUCAGAUUCCAACAUAUAUGACUUGAUUGCAGUUGAUAAUCAUUAUGGUGGUAUGGGAGGUGGUCACUACACAGCGUACGUGAAAAAUUUUGCUGAUGAUAAUUGGUACUACUUCGACGACUCUCGGGUCAGUGAAACGAGUCCCGAGCAAUCUGUCUCCGGUGCGGCUUACCUAUUAUGUUAUCGCCGUCGUAAUCCUGCAAAUAAGGUUUGUGGUGGGAGGCACUUCGAGGAAAUUAUUAGCCAUGCCCGCAGAGAUAACGACUUGAAGCUUGAAGAGUUCAAUGACAGACAGAAGUCGUUCCAUCUGGAAAAUUUGACAGAAGACGAAAUCGACGCAGAUAAUUUUGACAUGGAAGAAGAAAGCUGUCAGGUCAAAGACGAUAAUCUAACAAGCGUUUCAGAGGGUCCAGCGUUAGAGAUCAACGAAGUAAGGAGGAUAUCUUUAAAUGAAGGCGACGUCAAUCGAAAGAAACUUCGAUUAAUUCGAGAUAAUUCGAAGGAGUGUCUCAAAUCUCCUGCAAUGAGUUUCGGCACGUCAGAUAGUGAAGAUACUGGUGAUGGUAGCGACAGGGCCAGCGAGUCUCUAAGGGUCUAA